AUGUUUAUUAGUGGAUUCACUUACCUACAUGGCUUGAUUGGUCGUUCAAGACAGAUGCUGUUUUUCUUUUUUAAGAGAAUGGAUAUUGUGACCUUCUUUAGUGUUGCCAUUUUUCUCUGGACCUCCUAUACUCCGAAGUUGUCUAUAUCCCUAAACCUCCCACAAGCAGGAAUCCAUAUAUUUAAUAGGUCCCUUGUUUUUGACAAUAUUUCCCAAAGCGUGGGCCAUUAUUUGAAGGGUAAUCACUUGUCCUACCUCUAUGCUCCGUGGGAUGCGGAAUCCUUAAGGCAUACGGACGACGUGGAACUAUUUAUGGGUUCAUACUUUGGCCAUCUACCCGUUACUGCUUUUAGCUGUUGGAGAGCACCCUGUGCAUCUGCAUACUCAUGCUAUAGCUUCCCCAGACUAGUUUGGUCACAUGGUUACGGUGCAAGCAGCCCGGGGUCAUUCGAAAGAUUUCCAAAAAUGUUGCAAAAAGCAAAGCGCAUCUACAGUCCUCUCAUUCAGGCCAACACUUGCAGAGAAUUGAGGGACCUUGUUUCUUCUUACGAGGCCACACCCAUUUUGAACUAUUCCUACUUGGAAACAUGGCCCGUCAAAGAACUGACCAUGAAAAUCUACGAAGAGCUGCGGGAGAUUAUUGCAAAUUUUAAUGAAUCCAACCUUCUUCUUCUUCCUCAUCUUUCGACCGCCUUUCCCACCUCAAAUAACAUAAGCGAUCACAGCCCUCUUAUUUUUCUCUUUACCGAUUCUCACCGCGAACCUGACUCCUCUUACGAUCAAGAUGUUUAUAUGUUUAAAUCACUCCAAUUGGAAUAUACUAUUUGCAGAGAGAGGGGUGAUGACUCCACGCGAUUCAAGGCGUUCGUUCCCAGUGUUUUUGAUCAGCAGCAUAAUCUCUACAGAAAACUGUUAUCUGGUCAAAGUGAACAUUGCAGGAUGACAGUUGUUUGUCCUAUUUGGUGGCGAAAGGUUCAUACGUUUUCCAGUCGCUCCUACAACGAUUCUUGGACGUCUUGUGGUCUUGAUAAAUCGACUUUGCCGCUUUCUACCAAUCAAUCAUUCAUUUCUGUGUCUCAGUUGAUAUCUUCCAGCCUUCAUAUGAGUCCUUUACGAGAUGAUUUUAUUAAUCUGGCUAGUCAUUUGCUGAACAACAAGCUCAAUCCCCAUGAAACCCCAACCCCAUCUAAAAGUAUUGACGGUAUGCUAGCCGUCAAUAGAAUCAAUCGACUGUGCUGCGAAUUUGCGGUCAGGGAGGCGACUGAUCAGAUUGGUGUUUUUGAUACAGCUAAAGUUCGUGCUCGUGCUUUGGCCCUGAUCAGGGAGCAAGUAAGACCUCGGUACAGUCCUGUUUGCUCCCGAGCCAAGCCAGUCAACUACACCCAUGUCAGAACGCCAAAUAUUGAGGCUCUGGGCUGCCGUAGAUGGGGCAAUGGUUCUCUCACUUUUGCCACUGUUUCAAUCCACAAUCCACCCCCUUGGGUGGAGGUGUUUUUCGGCAGCAAAUCGAACUUACCGAAGAUCGCAAUUGUGGAUUCUAAGGCUGAGAUAGUGUACAUUAUGAGGGAUAGUCUCUCUUACGAAAACGUAGCCACCUUCAUUUCCCAUUUCCACAACGGCACUCUUCAGCGACACCUCUUUUCCGAUGAAAGAGUAACGAGUAGGCGAUGGGUCAAUUUUCUGCACCGAGCUCACAGUGCUGCUCAGCUGGAGUCGCUAAUUGGUCUGGAGUCCAAGGACGUGGUUGUGCUCUUCUUUGGUCGCCAUUGUGGUUACACAACUCACGGGCGGGGCGCCCUUUACGAGUUUCAGUCGGCGGCCAAACACUUUGCACAUCACGAGUCUCUUCUUUUCGUAGUCGUUGAUGUCGAUACUGUGCAACUUCCGUGGCCUUUGACAGUGGAGUACGUUCCUGUCAUUAUUCUCUUUCCGAGUCAUCGAAAGUCCAAUUCCAUAGUCUUCCCAAGAGCACUCCUCUCUUCACCCGACCUCUAUUCCAACCUUGUAAACUUUUUGAACAAACGUAUUAAUAGUACUACCAAUUCCACCGCCACCGAGGACUCAUUCCAUUUGGUAGAGCACCUCAACGUCCACCUAACUCGGAUUUCCUCGGCUGAGGGGAUGCUAGGCGGUCUUCUUCAACGUCUAGUAAUUGGGCUGGAGGAGCUUAACGCCGCGAUACGCAAACACGCCUUUCAGUACAUUCUAGCCACUGAAUCAGGUCGGCUGACUCUUCACCGGCUGCUUUUUACCCGGGAUCGACUCUCCUUUCAGUGGCGUCGCUUUGUUGCUGCGCGGGAUCGAUUGGUGAAGGAGCGAAGCAUUGCAAGGACAGCGCGAGCCCACCUUCUUGUGGGUCACAUUUAG
Echinococcus granulosus is the source of this 2367-nucleotide messenger RNA. Its product is annotated as Thioredoxin domain-containing protein. Lineage: Eukaryota; Metazoa; Platyhelminthes; Cestoda; Cyclophyllidea; Taeniidae. The transcript is spliced from 10 exons. The coding region runs from base 1 to 2367 and encodes 788 amino acids. The record is from RefSeq and is a predicted model, not a curated record.